This is a messenger RNA of Sciurus carolinensis (gray squirrel), 1058 nucleotides long. It is a transcript of the gene Xaf1, whose product is annotated as XIAP associated factor 1. Gene Ontology annotation, biological process: apoptotic process. Lineage: Eukaryota; Metazoa; Chordata; Mammalia; Rodentia; Sciuridae. Bases 40 to 912 code for a protein of 290 amino acids. The record is from RefSeq and is a predicted model, not a curated record. The transcript has 8 exons.
GAAACGAAACUCAAUAGGAAAAACUCCGGGGAGCAGAGCAUGGAGGGAGACUUCCAGGUGUGCGGGAACUGCAGAAGAAGUGUGGGCUCUGCCCACCUCACCCUCCAUGAGGCCCACUGCCUGCAGUUCCUGGUGCUCUGCCCAGAGUGUGAGGAGCCUGUCCCAAAGUUGAAAAUGAAGAAGCAUUAUGAAAAUAAGCACCAGUCGGCUCGUGGGUCUGGCCAAGACAAGGAGUUCCUGUUUCAGGAACGCCAGCAGUAUUCCAUCAAGGGCAAGUUCUGUGAGCUAACAGGGCCCCUAACGGAGUUGCGGAUCCAUGAAUCCCACUGUGGCAAGCAGACAGAGUGCUGUCCACACUGUGGCCAGUUCAUCAGGCUUCAAGUACUGGCCCAGCACAAAGAAGUCUGUCAGAAUGAACAGGCCCAUCUUGAAAAAGGGAAGAGAAUGUCAACUCCUGAAAGGAAAAUCCACUGUGAUUAUUGCAAUCAAGUGUUUCCAGAAAAUGAGUACAUCCUCCAUAGGGAUAAAUGUUGUUCAGUCUCAGAGUCUGGGAAGCAUCAUCCAUCUGGAAAGCCAAAAAUUCUUCCUCUGUCCCUCCCAAGUGAGGCUGCUGGAAAUCAAACUUUCACAGCUGAGAGAGUUGUACGUCCAAAGACACAAAAUAGAAACAGAUCUCCUCAACUUUCAACACAGAGAGCCCUGAGGGACAAAAACAAAAUCACGAAUCUGCCUUUGAAGGCUGAGCACAAGCCAAGGACUGCCUUUCCUACAGAAGACGAGGCAGCCUAUAACAUUCUGAGGAGAUGUACUCAGUGUAGUAUCCUACUUCCCCUGCCCACCCUACGUCAACAUCAGGAGAAAUGCCUGCGGUUAGCUUCAUGGAAAGGAAAACAAGUGAGAAAGGCCAGCUAGAUUUGGAAAAGAGACAAGGUUUGCCCAAGGGAUACAGAUGACCAAGAGAAAAAUGAAUUCUGGUUCUUCUGGCUGAGCUUUCUGAUUAGAGACCCCAGCUUUGCCCUGAAGAAUAAAAAUGCCCUUCCUGAAAUCUUCUUGUUAAC